CGUGCCUCGUGCGUUGUUUUCAGUCAGCCAUCUUUUCAUUCAUGUAUACUCGGUUUAGUUAAAUAAAGCUUAACUUCAAACCACAACAUGGUGCCAGAAGUGGUGAUUCGCUAAAGAUUAGGCUCACUCAUCGUUUGAGUAAGGAAAAUACCAGGUCGGUAUACUCAUUCUACACGAAAACAACAACGUAAACAUGGCCGAACUCACAGGACUUCCGAGCCCAUCGAUGGACUGGAACGCUUCUGAUUUACCUCAAGCCCUAAAAAAGUUCAAAGCAACAGCAGAGUUAUACUUUACUGGACCCCUCAGCUCCAAGAGUGAGGAGGAGAAAGUAAGUUAUUUGCUCAUAUGGUCCGGAGACGAAGGGAUUGAACUUGUGUCAACUUGGUCGCUAACUAACGACGACAAGAAAAAAUUGAGCACGUACUGGAAAAAAUUUGAGGAAUAUGUCGCUCCUAAGAGCAAUUUUCGACUGGCAAGGUAUAAACUACGUACUUUGAAGCAACAAGAAGACGAAUCUGUCGAUUCCUUCAUCAAAAAGGUCAGAAUUCUCGUUAGUGAAUGCAAAUAUGACAGUGUAGACGAACACAUAAUCGAUGCUCUAAUAUUUGGUUCAUGCCGCCCACGUGUGCAAGCCAAAUUACUUGAAUACGACGCUUCCCUAGCACUCAACAAAGCUAUUGACAUAGCUAGGACUGAAGAAGCUACCAGCUCUCAGCUCCAGGAUAUUAGAGGAAGUGCCAACCUCACACCUGUUCAUGCAAUAAAACAUAAUCCCCAACCAGCUCAGCGUAAAUUACAACCACAUGACAAAAACAGCCAUGUGGAAACUGUGGAACAUGCCACGAUACAUCUCAGAGAACUCUUUGCCCCGCGUACGGCACAAAGUGUAAUGAGUGUGGUCGACAAAACCACUGGGGCAAAGUAUGCAGAUCUAAAGGCAACAAGGACCAAGCCCCCAAAGGAAGAGCAAAUAGACACAGAAGAAAUAGACMGAAGAAACAAAUACAUUCUCUGGAUAAUGAUGCAGAUGACAAAACAGAAGAUGCAGAUGUGCCACAACUGUAUUUCAAUUCAUUGUUUGUGGACAGUAUGUCCCAACAAAACUCACAAGCCUUUGUUACCCUACACGUCAAUUCUACGCACGGAGCAUUGCCACUGA
Messenger RNA from Exaiptasia diaphana, 1162 nucleotides. RefSeq lists its product as uncharacterized. The transcript has a single exon. Bases 194 to 1162 code for a protein of 322 amino acids. NCBI's taxonomy places the organism in Eukaryota, Metazoa, Cnidaria, Anthozoa, Actiniaria, Aiptasiidae. The record is from RefSeq and is a predicted model, not a curated record.